Molecule: messenger RNA, 546 nt
Organism: Diaporthe citri
Lineage: Eukaryota; Fungi; Ascomycota; Sordariomycetes; Diaporthales; Diaporthaceae
Exons: 3
Coding region: 1-546 (181 amino acids)
Source: RefSeq, a predicted model, not a curated record
AUGGCGCUCCUGGCGCUCGGCGACGAGGCGCAGGAGCUGGAGGCUCAACAGAUGCUUGACGAGGCAGUGCAGAGGCACUGGGACAUCGGCGGUAAAUUCGCCGACGAGGAGAGCAUGACCGACUUCAGCUGGGACCUGAUGGGUCUCUUUCCAGGCGGAAGGCGACAAGACAAGGCUAUUCGAGCGGCGAAUAGGGGGCGCGAGGAGGUGACGGCCUUGUGGAGGCCACGGCGGACAGAAUUGAGGACUGGAUUGCGAGGAGAAAAUGGUGCCCGGGCUAUUUCUCCCGCAGCCACAACGCUGCUCGGUAUCAAAGUGACUCAUGCCUCCACUUCCAAAACUUACACCUUCCGCCUACGAUUUGAGGGUAUCCUCACGAUAGUGAUGGAGAAGCAACCAGAACCAAAUGCGCCCUCUGAUAUGGGAUCAGAGGACCCCUUCAUCUACGAGCUGAAGAGACCAGCUGCACCCAUCUCGCAACUCAAUCCCCUACACAUCCAAAGCUUGCACCCUUGCACAUCCCACCUACGAUCUGACAUAUCCUGA